Messenger RNA from Acanthochromis polyacanthus (spiny chromis), 614 nucleotides. Its product is annotated as retinal cone rhodopsin-sensitive cGMP 3',5'-cyclic phosphodiesterase subunit gamma-like. The coding region runs from base 128 to 355 and encodes 75 amino acids. The transcript is spliced from 3 exons. Lineage: Eukaryota; Metazoa; Chordata; Actinopteri; Pomacentridae. The record is from RefSeq and is a predicted model, not a curated record. Gene Ontology annotation, biological process: visual perception; positive regulation of G protein-coupled receptor signaling pathway; positive regulation of epidermal growth factor receptor signaling pathway. Gene Ontology annotation, molecular function: cGMP binding; 3',5'-cyclic-nucleotide phosphodiesterase activity. Gene Ontology annotation, cellular component: photoreceptor outer segment membrane.
GAGCAUGUAGGGGAUUAGAGGUGGCAGUAUAUAAGACGACCAGAGACGCAGACCAGCAAGACACCAACUGACCAGAGACACGUCAGCCUGAAGCAAAGCGUGCUGCUACACAAACAGAGCAUAAAAGAUGGCAGACGCAGGGGUUGCAGCUCCCGCCGACAAGAAGGCACCUCCCAAGUUCAAGCAGAGGGCUGCUCGUACCUUCAAGAGCAAGGCCCCUAAACCAGGCCAGAAGGGAUUCGGAGAUGACAUCCCCGGCAUGGAGGGCCUUGGCACUGACAUCACAGUGGUCUGCCCAUGGGAAGCCUUCGGGGACAUGGAGCUUAGUGACCUGGCGAAAUAUGGAAUUCUCUAGAAACCUCCCUGCACCAGUCUUCCUCCUCCUCCUUUUUCCAUCUCACCUUGUUCUCCUUCGCCUCCCCAUGUACCUGACCUGAUGUCUGUUGUUGAGCUCGGCCCUCAUGUGUUUUGGAAAUGCUGCUUGUAAAUUGGAGCCCAAAGCUGAUCCAAAAUGUGCUAACAAUGGCACAUGCAAUAUUAAAAAAAAGUCAUAUAUUGUAACUUUAUUUAUGGAUGCUUCACUGAAGUGUCCAUACUUCACACUGUUACUCCCA